Molecule: messenger RNA, 7932 nt
Organism: Clonostachys rhizophaga
Lineage: Eukaryota; Fungi; Ascomycota; Sordariomycetes; Hypocreales; Bionectriaceae
Source: the annotation of a GenBank genome assembly
AUGGCUGAUUCUAAGACGCAAACGGCAAUGGCCAGCAAAAACCUUUUGCUGUUCGGACCUGGUGCUAUGACACUGGACGAAGCGUACUACAAUCGCAUUCUUUCAUUCAUGAAAGAAGGUUCCAAGAGUCAGUGGGCGUUGGAUGCCGUUGACGACAUUGGAAACUAUUGGGAAUCAGUGUGUGAGUUGAUUCCCAAACUCGAGCAAGUCUCGGGCGUGAGCGAUGCCCAGAGGCUAGCGAACUGGAUCCGAAAGGGCACCAUUCCAUCUCAGUCAACCGUCUCGAACCUGCCCAACUCAAUUCUAGGGCCUCUUGUCAUCAUCUCGCAACUGGUUGAAUACAUCCAGUACAUCACUUCAUCUUCAAAAUCAAGUCAAACCGAGACAAACAAAUUCCCCAAGCCUUCCAAAACAAACACAGAGACAGUAGGGUGCUGUCUUGGUGUAUUUAGCGCUCUAGUGGUAUCAUCCAGCUCGUCUUGGCGGCAGUUUCACCACAAUGCUUGCGCAGUCCUUCGUACAGUUUUCAUUCUAGGAGCAUUGUCAGAUGUGCAGGACAAUGAUGAUAAGUCUGGCUCUUCCGUCUCCUUGAUAGCGUUUUGGAGAGGUGGCCGCUCGCUGUCCGACCUAGAAAAGGCUCUGGAAAAGCAUCCCGAGGCUUAUGUUUCCGUUCUUUACGAUGAAAACCGAGUAACUGUGACAACAUCUACUCGUACGGUAUCAGAUCUGAAGAGAAGUCUACAGACGAUUGGGAUCACAACCAACGAAACCGAAUUUCACGGACGCUUCCACGCCGGAAAGCUCUACAAAGAGGAACUUGAGAAAUUCUUCAACUUUUGCAAUAGUUUUCCUGCAUUCCAACUCCCAGAUGCCUCUUGCUUGGUUGUACCGACUCGCAUAAACGCCGAUACUACCCUGAGUGAACCAGGUAACCUUCUCGAGGCGGCUUCGCGGGCCUUCUUGGUGGAGCGGUUCAACUGGAUCAAGACAUUUCGAGCCGUGGUAUCUAGUUCGUUGCAAGAUAGAAAUUCUCGAGUGAUUGAAUUUGGACCUGAAAAAUGCGUUCCUCCUACAUUGCUCCGACGGCUGAGCAGUCAAAUCAACCACUUCGAUUUUGAGCAAAGCAUCGCCUGCACUAUUAAUGGCACUAUAUCCUCGAGCUUGGACUUCAAAUCGACAGAUAACGAUAUUGCUGUGAUCGGCAUGUCAUGUUCUGUCGCCGGAGCCACUGAUCUCGAGCAGUUCUGGAAGAUUCUCUUGGAAGGCAAAUCACAACAUAGGAAACUUGUACCAAACGAUCGAUUUGUUAUGGAGACCGUUUUCAGACAACAUGAAAUGGGGGACGAGAAGAAGCCGUGGUUUGGCAAUUUUCUUGACGAUCAAGACACGUUCGACUCAAAAUUCUUCAAGAAGUCUCCCCGAGAAGCGCUGCAUAUGGAUCCCCAGCAGAGACUUAUUUUGCAGGCCGCGUAUCGGGCAGUAGCACAAUCUGGAUAUUACAACAAGCCCGAAUCGGAUAAUCGUGUUGGCUGCUAUAUUGGCCUGGUAGCUAAUGAUUAUGAGAACAACAUCGCAUGCACUGCUCCAACGGCCUUUUCGGCUACCGGCGCCCUAAGGAGCUACGUAUCUGGGAAAGUCAGUCACUUUUUUGGAUGGACAGGUCCAGGGAUGACGAUCGAUACUGCCUGUUCGGCAUCAACGGUUGCUAUUGAUCUUGCUUGCCGGGCCAUCUUGAGCGGCGACUGUUCUGCAGCGCUGGCUGGGGGGACGAACUUGUACACUACGCCCAUGUUCUUCCAAAACCUUGCCGCCGGGUCAUUCCUUAGCCCAACUGGACAGUGUAAGCCUUUUGAUGCAAACGCUGACGGCUACUGCCGAGGGGAAGCCAUUGGUGCCGUGUUUCUCAAGAAACUAUCCAGCGCUAUCGCUGACGGUGAUCAAAUCUUGGGCGUCAUCUCAUCCACGGCCAUUAAUCAGAACGACAAUUCUACACCGAUAUUCGUACCAAAUCCAAAGUCUCUCACAGAAGUCUUCAAGAAAGUUAUCUCCAAGUCUGGUCUUGACGCCAAGGAUAUCUCUGUCGUUGAAGCCCAUGGAACAGGCACACCCGUGGGAGAUCCGGUUGAGUACGACAGCAUCCGUCAGGUGCUUGGGGGUGCCACUCGUGUUGGGCUGGAUCCCUUGCAAAUAGGCUCAGUCAAGGGUUUGAUUGGUCACACGGAGGGAGCUUCCGGUGUUAUUGCUCUCAUCAAAAUCCUUUUGAUGAUGAACGAAGGUUAUAUUCCGCCACAGGCUAGCUUCACCACUAUCAGCCCUUCCAUCAGAGCGUCGGAUAUGGAUAAUAUGGCGAUAGCUCAGGCGCCUGUUCCGUGGAAAGAAACUUUAAAGGCGGCGCUUAUCAAUAAUUAUGGUGCUGCCGGAUCGAAUGCAUCAAUGGUCAUCAAACAGGCACCGAAGCUUGGUCUAGAGCGUGGGGAUGGCGACCAGAAAGAUGGUGCGUUGUUAUCAUCGCCCAUGGCCCCAUUCAAAUGUCCAUUCUACAUCGGUGGCCUUGAUGAGCAAGCCAUCAGACGGUAUGCUGCUGAAGUACGGGAAUUUAUCAAAAGAAAGGCGAUUUCAGGAGACUGUCUAGGCAUUGAAAAUCUAGCUUUCAAUGUAAACAGACAAUCGAAUUGGUCCCUCCGGCAUGCCAUGGUCUUCAGCUCCGACUCCAUUGAGGGCUUGGAUGGAGCUCUGGCCUCUAUUGGAACCUUUACUCGACCUUCCGCAAGACCCGUCAUCCUCUGCUUUGGUGGUCAGGUUUCCAAGUUUGUCGGCCUAGCCCGGGAAGUGUUUGACAAGGCUGCCGUCUUACGGAAGCAUCUCGAUCACUGCGAUGAUGUGUGCAAGUCGAUCGACGCAGGAAGUAUCUACCCUGGUAUAUUUGGGCGUGAGCCAAUUGACGACCCAUCAGUGUUGCAGCCGCUUCUCUUUGCAAUGCAAUACUCAUCUGCCAUGAGCUGGAUCGAGUGUGGAAUCAAGCCAGCAACUCUUGUCGGCCACUCGUUCGGGGAGUUGACGGCGCUUUGUGUUUCUGGUAUCCUUAGCCUUGAAGAUGCCUUGAAAAUUAUCUAUGGCAGGGCGAAGAUUAUUAGAGAUAGCUGGGGUUCCGAAAAGGGUUCCAUGAUAGCCGUGGAGGCAGACCUAGACGUCGUUACAAACCUUCUUGCUUUAGCAAACGCCUGCCUGCCUGCCCCUGAAGGCACAGGUAGAGCCACAAUCGCAUGUUUCAAUGGACCAAGGAGCUUUACCCUGGCUGGAUCCGUGGUUGCAAUAGAUGCGAUCGAGGAAAACAUUUCUUCCAAUCGUACCAAAGCUCCGAUUUCCAAAUACAAGAGAUUAGAUGUGACCAAUGCCUUCCACUCAACGCUUGUGGAGAAACUGAAACCGGAACUGGAAUCCUUGGCCCAAAAUGUCGUUCUGAAUCCGCCACAGAUUCGAAUGGACACUGCUACUGAGGAGCCUACAACUAAUCCAAUUUCCGUGAGCUAUGUGGUUGAACACAUGCGAAGGCCUGUGUACUUCAAUCAGGCAGUGCAAAGAAUCGCCAAAGAGUAUCCAGAGGCAGUCUGGUUAGAGGCUGGCUCCAACUCUACUAUUACCACCAUGGCAAACAAGGCCCUUGGAAUUCCAAAGGGUGCGACCUUCCAGCCAGUGAAUGUGACAAGUGCCAAUCAAGCCCUACAGAAUCUCGUUGACACAACAAUGACUCUGUGGAAGGCUGGUUUGCAAGUCACAUUCUGGCCACAUUCGCGACUUCAAACCUAUGAAUAUAGGCCUAUAUUCCUUCCAUCUUACCAGUUCGACAAACAGCGUUACUGGUUGGAUUUCAAACCCCCCCCAAAGCAGGUGAUCACGCAAGUUGUUGCUGAGCAGGCCAAUGGGCUCAGUACAGAACUCCCACCCGCAGGACUUUAUAUUUUCUUGGGCUAUACAGACGAUGCAGAGAACAAAUGUCAAUUCCGUCUUAAUACUGGAGCAACGCCGUACUUAAAAGCUAUGUCGGCUCAUGUUCUGCUCAAAACCCAAAAGACAUGCCCAAUCACAUAUGAGAUCGAUAUCGCCAUCCAGGCAAUUACAAGUAUCCGCCCCGAAUUAUCCCAAGAAGCGAACUUGCAACCUCAAAUCUACAACAUUACGAAUCAGUCUCCGAUUUUAGAUUCAUCGGGGGCCAUCUUCAUUUCCUUCGAGCGCCUUAGCCGUGAAGUAAAUAGUUGGAGUUUCGCGUUCACCAGCACCCUCAAAGGGUCUCCAGAUAUCGUACACUUGAGUGGGCAGCUUUGUUUCUUACCCAUUGACGAUCAUCGCUCCUGUCUCGAAUUCAGCAGGCUUGAGCGCCUUGUGACUCACAGCCGAUGCCUCAAGGUUCUCAGGAGUGAUGACGAGGCCGAGGAGGUGAUUCAGGGUCAGAGUAUCUACAAAGUUCUCUCAGAUAUUAUUGACUAUGGGGAGCAAUUACGAAGUCUCACUAAAUUGGUGGGACGAGUUGAUGAAUCCGCUGGUAGGAUCGUAAGGACUCGUUCCUGUGAGACCUGGUUCGAUUUCUCACUGAGUGAGGUCUUCACUCAGGUAGGCAGCAUUUGGGCCAAUUCCAUGGCCCGGGAUCGUCACAAGCCGCAUGGAACCGUAUAUGUUUGCAGCAGCAUUGAACAGUGGGUGAGAUCGCCAAGCGUACUUCGGAAGGUUCGUGAUGGCGCCUAUCGGGACGGUGUUCAACAAGAGUGGCAAGUUCUUGCACAGCAUAAACGCGCCAGUAGCCCAGAAAGUUCUUAUAUCACAGACAUAUUUGUCUUUGAUGCUCUUUCCGGGUCACUUGAGGAGGCAAUCCUUGGAAUGCUUUUCACACCACUUGAGCUGAACCAAUCCACUGAAACCCCGAGCUCUUUUCAGAUUGCCGCCACAGUAACAGAUAAGUUUGUGCUCCCUCUAGCUACAACUGCGCCGACAAUUCACACACCCGCAAGUGGUUUCGAGCCCCCACGGACAACAGUGAAGCCGGCGAAGCGUGCCGUUCGCCAGAAAAAGAACGCCAAAGAAGAAAUAUGGGUCAAACUACAGCCGGUAUUGGCGGACAUUUCUGGCCUCGCGCCCGAGGAGAUCAACCAGACAGAUUCACUUGCCGACAUUGGCAUUGACUCUCUGAUGGGAAUGGAGAUGGCACGCGAAGUUGAAACAACCUUCAAGUGCACCUUGGAACAAUCCCAACUAGUCACUCUUGUUGAUAUUCCUGGUAUACUGAUCUUCCUUCAAUCAGUUCUGGGUGAAGGAGAGGAAGAUGAUGUGGGUUUUUCAGACUCGUCAGAAGCAGCAUAUUCCGAAGCCAGCGUGCCAUCGAGCCAUGAUGAUAUUGCUUCAAUAUCCAGUUCAGAUCAAUUGGAAGCUUGUGGGAAAUCAGAGGCGGCACUCCGACUCCCCACUUCUGUUAUUCUUGAGGCAUUCAAGGAAUCCAAAUCUCAUACAGACCAGUUCCUCAAGGCAUAUGGCUGCGCAGGAUACCUAGAUGGCGUAUCUCAAAAACAGACUCGGCUAUGCCUGGUGCUCACGAGCGAGGCUUUCAAGAAGCUUGGCUGUGAUCUUGAGGCAGCCAAGCCGGGAGAAGUCCUACAGCCUGUCCCAUUCAUUGCCAAACAUAAACGUUUCCAUGAGUAUUUAUACGGAAUGCUGGAAGAAACGCGCAUCAUUGAUAUUGAUGGCGACAUCAUCACUCGGACGGCAAUCCCUCUUCCUUCCCAGAGUGCUGAGGCAAUUCUCGAAAACUUGAUGCGCCAUCAUGCAGAUAAUGGGUCUUCACACCAACUGACGUACAACGUUGGCACCCGGAUGGCAGACGUCUUGUCUGGUAAAGCCGACGGGCCUCAGCUCAUUUUCGGAGACGCGAAGAACCGCGAGCUAGUUGCUAGCUUCUAUGGAGAAUUGCCUUUCAACCGGUUGUACUUUGAACAGAUGGUAGAAUUCCUCACUCUGUUGGCGACAAGAUUAAAGUUGUCAUCACACAGUCAACAUCCUCUCAGAAUUUUGGAGAUGGGAGCUGGAACGGGUGGAACAACAAAAGUCAUUGUGCCAGCGCUUGCGAAACUUGGCAUACCAGUCGAAUAUACAUUCACCGAUCUCUCGCCGUCUCUUGUGGCACAAGCAAAGAGGAAGUUUAAACAAUACUCCUUCAUGAAGUUCGCCGUCCAUGAUAUCGAGCAGCCUCCUUCUGACCCAGAGUUAAUGGGCUCCCAACAUUUAGUCAUUGCUAGCAAUGCUGUUCAUGCGACUCACUCACUAAGAGGCUCCGCAGAAAAUAUACGCAAGUUCUUGAGACCGGACGGAUUCGUCAUGCUUCUAGAGAUGAUGGGCACACUUCACUGGGUUGACGUGGUCUGGGGCACCCUUGAAGGGUGGUGGCUGUUUGACGAUGGGCGACGGCACGCCAUUGUGAAUGAACAAAGAUGGGAAAUGGAGCUCAAGAACGCAGGCUACAAGCAUGUCGAUUGGACUGAUGGCAAGUUCCCGGAAAAUCAUGUCCAAAGAGUUGUAAUUGCCAUGGUGGCCGAUGCAGAGCAAGACCUUGAAACCUCGUCUCCCAGUGGUGAAAGUCUCCCAACGGCAACCAAUAACCACGGUAUAUCUAGAGACGACAUCGAAUCCAGAAAGUCAGCUGCUGAUAGAUAUGUUCAAAGCGCAGCAGAUGGAUUUUUGAUCCCGGAAUAUAAUGGGCCGUCUCUCGAAUAUACAACGACAAAAUGCGUGCUCGUAACUGGGGGAACUGGGAGUCUUGGUAGCCACAUUAUUUCUCACCUGUUAAGUUUACCUACGGUUGACUUCGUAUACUGCCUUAAUCGACAUGCACCACCGAUCAAGGAUGCUCCGAUCCGCAGCCCAUUACGUCGACAAAUGGACUCAUUUGAAUCAAAGGGCAUUAAAUUAAGUGAGGGCCAACUGGCGAAGCUGAAAGUGUUUGAAUCAGACUCAUCGAAGUCCCAGCUUGGUAUGCCUGCAGAUGAGUAUGAUCAACUUCUCAAGAAUGUCACUCACCUGGUCCAUAAUGCCUUCCCAGUCAACGGGAUGCGUUCUCUUUCUCAGAAUGAACCGCAAUUCGCCACGAUGCGGAACCUUGUCGAUUUGGCGGCCGCGGUCUCUGCACGCCGAAAGACUGGCACAAGAAAUGAGUUCAAAUUCACCUUCCAGUUCAUAUCUUCUCUCUCAGCCGUGGGAAUGUAUCCAAUCGUCAACAAUGGCGAGAUAGCUGUGCCCGAAAAAGAAUUAGAUAUCGACUGUGCGCUUCCGAACGGGUAUGGUGGUGGCAAGGUUAUAUGUGAACGUCUUCUCUUUGAGACUCUUGGCCGAUAUCCUGACCGCUUCAAAGCCAUGACUACACGAUUAGGCCAGCUUUCUGGUUCCAUUGAAACCGGAUACUGGAAUCACAUGGAGGUUCUGGGCUUCUUAUUCAAAUCGGCACAAACAUUAAAAGCAUUCCCUGAUGUGAAAGGAGUAAUAUCAUGGCUGGCUCUUGAGGAUGCAUCGGCUUCUUUAGCAGAGCUUCUUUUACGAGAGGAUCCAGAGUGCCACCGAAUUUAUCACGUUGAUAACCCAAGCCGAAGAACCUGGGAAGACAUGUUGCCGGUGCUAACCGAGACGCUUGGAGUGCCAUCUAGCGGAGUAAUCCCUCUCCCCGAGUGGCUAAAAAGAGUUCAGGCCUACCCAGGCGAGAACCCUUGGGAUAACCCAGCGGCAAAGGCCAUUGACUUCUUUGAUCAUAAGUUUGAACAUAUGUCUUGCGGUGGAGUUACCAUGUCUACGGAUCAUGCCAGGGAGCAUUCGCCUACUUUGAGAGCAGUUCAGCCGGUGAGUGAUGGGCUGGUGAGAAAAUACAUACAAGGUUGGAAAGACAGUGGAUUUUUGAGAUAG